AUGUCGACCAGCAAAGCCGAAGGGCGUCGAGAAGACGCAUUGGCCAAACAGCGAAGUCAAAUGCGCGAAGAGUUUGAACGCCAGAAGCAGACAUUGAUCAAUGAGACAGAGAAGGCUCGUCCGUCCUCUAAUCGCUUUGUUGGGCAGAAUGACUCUGUGGAAGAUACCUUGAAGAAGAGUACUGUAGGUCUCGUAAAGCUGGAGGAUUUUCAGCAGAGGAGGAAGGAGUUGGAAGAAGCCAAGGCCCGUGAGGCUGCCAGGACGAAUGAGCUAAAGUAUGUCGUGUUUCCUGCCGAACCAUUUUCCUCGAUCGAGCUCCAUGCGAAUUGCUUACCGGUUGUGGAGAAUGUGUUUAGAGACGAGCAGAAGAAGAUAAAGAAGCGGAAAAAGAUGGCAAAGUCGACGCUCUCAUUCGCUGUAGACGACGAAGAGGGAAAUGACGGAAACAGCUCAAACCCCAAUGACAUCAGCAGUGAAGCGAAACCGGCUAAGCGUGCAAAAUCGCGCAAAAACCCCAAUGUUGACACGUCGUUUUUGCCUGAUCGGGAGCGCGAAGAAGCUGAGCGGCGACAGAGGGAGGAGUUAAGGCAGGAGUGGCUCAGGAAGCAAGACGAAUUGAAGCAAGAAGACAUUGAAAUCACCUAUUCGUACUGGGAUGGAAGUGGACAUCGGAAGAGUGUAAAGUGUAAGAAAGGCGACGACGUUUCCACCUUCCUUGAAAAAUGUCGUCAACAGUUCCCCGAACUCAGAGGUAUCAGCGUUGAUAACCUGAUGUAUGUGAAGGAGGACUUGAUAAUUCCUCACCACUACACUUUUUACGACUUCAUCGUCAACAAGGCGCGGGGCAAAUCUGGACCCUUGUUUAAUUUUGACGUACAUGAUGAUGUGCGGCUUCUUGCUGAUGCCUCAAUUGAGAAGGAUGAGUCGCAUGCGGGCAAGGUAGUGGAGCGAAGCUACUAUCAGCGGAACAAACAUAUAUUUCCAGCCUCUCGGUGGGAGGUAUACGAUCCCGAAAAGAGCUAUGGAAAAUAUACCAUUGCAUAG
Molecule: messenger RNA, 1044 nt
Organism: Fibroporia radiculosa
Lineage: Eukaryota; Fungi; Basidiomycota; Agaricomycetes; Polyporales; Fibroporiaceae
Exons: 5
Coding region: 1-1044 (347 amino acids)
Biological process (GO): chromatin organization
Cellular component (GO): nucleus
Source: RefSeq, a predicted model, not a curated record